GUACAAGGCACAAGGUCCUUGUUCGCAGCUCAGGCAACACAACACCCUCAGCCGCUUGGCAGUCGGUGUCGGACUUGGUUGGUUCUAUGGCCUCUCAGCUAGACCCGACCACUGCAGCUUGAUCCCGCACCACUGGCGCACGCGAAGUUUCUUCCUCCUUGUGCAUCGACACCUGCAUCGUCGUGCAUCGUGAGCUUGUUCUCCCUGCAGCAGUGGUGUCUUGUUGUUUGUCUCGGCCCUUGACUUGGAUACAUACAUCCUACAUUUAUAUACACUCGUUGGAAGACAGACACAGACGCAUACACGCGCACAAAGUGCAGGCUUUUCCUCCUUCUUGGAGCCAGUAACAGCAGAAGCAGCUCCUCCUUCCCUCGUAUCCAUCUCUUUUACUUCAAACCCCCUCCCUCCCUGCCUUGGGCACGGCUGUCUUCCGUACGCUUUUCUCAAGAAAGCUUAAUCUUGCCUUCCCGCAUAUCCUUUUCAUAUUCUUCAUGCCGAUUUGCUGUUUGCAGAGGAAACUGCCUCCAUGCCCCUGUCGUUGUCCUCGUCGCAGACAUUAGACGGCGUCGUCGCUCGCAACCAUGGCUCCUUGGUCGCAGCGUCAAGCUCCACCUCUUCGCCCUCUCACUCUCCGUCAAACUUCCGCCGACUUGGUUUCCCGAGUACACAACCCCUCGCUCACUGCGCCACCUGGUCAACUGGGACGACUACCUGACUAUGCAGUUUUGGAUAGCCCGCACCUCCACGACGACUCGAGCUCCUCCGAAUCCGAUUUCCACCCAAGACGUCCGCGCCGACCCACCCACUCCCGCUCCAUGAGCCACCCGUUUCCCUCCCUGUUCUCGAGCAAGAAGAAACGACCCGACGCCGCCCAUGACACCGACUCCGACGACGAUGCGCCCGUCAUGUCGAAGCCGCUAGGAGACAGCAACACACACAAGAGGGGCGGUACCAGUGGUGGCAGCAGGGACUUCGCCACAGGCAACUGCAUGACAUGCGGGUCCCUUGUGCGCUGGCCGCGGGAGCUGAAGGUCUUCAAAUGCACUGUCUGUGUGACCAUCAACGAUAUCCAUCCGGACCAACAAACGGCCAGAACAAACACGGGCCCAAAGUGGCUUCAACGUCCGUCCCAGGAUUCGACGUCACCUCAGAAACAGUCAACGCGCCCAGCCGAACGAUACGAAGCCAGACCCAUCUCGCUUGAGCAGACUAAAAGGCUGAUUCGACAAUGCAUCCACGCACAUCUGGCGAGGGCGAUUAGGAGGACUUCAAGCUUCGAGGACGAGAGGCGCGAGAAUAUCGAGACGCGUGCGUCUUCAAACCCGUUGAGCGAACAGGGUGGCCGACCGCUCACCUCAAGGACUACCGGAGUCUCGCAACACAGGCGGGAGAAAAGUCAAGGCAGUGGACCGGCUUACGUCUUUCCCGAGCAGCCGAUUCUUCGUUCUAAUCCGCCUCGUGCGCCACCAACAGCAAGAUCCUUCUCAUCUUCGUACCCCGAAAGGCCCUCCAUGCGCCAGCUCACGGCAGGUGGCAAUGGGCCUCGGCAGACAGACCCCGGCUGCUGGAAUGCCGACGACCCCAAGAGGAUAUUCAGGCCGCUGGAAGACUACAUCACGACCUGCUUCAGCUCAUUUCAUUGCGUAAACUCGUCCUUCCUAUCUCGACGACCCGCCGUGGCUGUGCGCUCUGGAAGUGAAUCCGCUCCCCGGCGACCCGCCGCUCCUCGACCGGAACCAAAGUAUGCAGGACAACACACCGAAUCCCCCAUCUGUGAUCUUGACCCAAAGCUUCUGUUGCUGGGUGAUUUCGCUGAGAACGGCACGUGGUGGACUGGGAGUCAGGGGCAGAACGGAUCACGCCACAAGCGGUCGGCCUCACACAGGAUCGAGGAGGCGCCUUCGUUCAUCACGCCGCGGUCGCCGCAAAUGGAAUGGAACGACGUUGCGGAAUGGUACAGGUCCGUCAUCAACGCGGCAGAGUCCUGGAUGUCUAUCUAUGACGAGAUGACUCAGGAAUCAGUGGCCGACCCCCUGUCUGCCACUGAACUUCGAGCCCUGGAAUCCCAGCUGCUGUUCGGCCAGGACCACACCCAUAGGGCAUUGCUUAAGGCUACCGAGACCUUGCUCAAGCGGCCUGGUCGCCCUAUGACUGAACCGGAAGACCUGAGGUACCUUCUCAUCAUUCUGGAAAACCCAUUGCUCCACGGCGAGCCCAAUGCUUUCCAGGGAAGGCGAUGUGACCAAAGACGCCCGUCGCUGAAACGCGAUGAGGCUUUGAGAGAGGACAGAUCGACUCUGAAAACUGGUCCAGUAUCUGGACAGCACUCUGUCAUCAUCAAGCGAAUCCUAGGUCUGAUCUCCAACUCAUCUAGUUCGUGCCAGAACUAUUUGACCACAUGGUUCGCUCGAUACUCGGAAUCUAGGUUCAUAAGGAUUAAGGAUCUGGCCGCAGGGUUCUUAACUUACAGGCUCAUCCGUCAAAACGAGAAGAAACACGAGGUCAAGGUGGACAUCACAGCUGGGCUGAUUCCUAACAUGAGCGCCGGGCACUCUGCGGCUUCGCUGCAUGCUGCGCUAGGGACGCAGCGUAGCUCGUCGAGGAAGCAGAGGGAGCAACCAAAAAAGAUGGUGUACAAUGAGGACUGGCAGAUUCGGGCGGCCGCGCGAGUCCUAUCUCUAGUGUUUGCGGCAAACAACAUGACUCACAUUCGACGCCCAGAUCAUACGUUGAGGAACAUGAGCAGCAGCACCCACAGAGGCGGCAUCCAGGCGCAUGGUCAAAUCAUUCCGACGAGCGAUUUUUACAACACCAUGAUCGACUACACCGAUCUCGUGGCCGAAUUUGAAGCCUGGGAGUCGAAACGGGGAAAGUUUUCAUUCUGCCAGUAUCCGUUUCUGCUGAGCAUGUGGGCCAAGUCCCAGAUCUUGGAGCAUGACGCUCGUAGGCAACAGAUGACCAAAGCACGGGACGCCUUCUUUGAUAGCAUCAUGACGCGAAGGAAUGUUACGCAAUUCUUGGUGCUCGAUGUUCGACGAGAGUGUCUGGUUGAUGACAGCCUGAAGGCCGUCAGCGAGGUUAUUGGGAGCGGGAGCGAGGACAUCAAAAAGGGUCUGCGCAUCGUUUUCAAGGGCGAGGAGGGCCUUGACGCAGGAGGUCUCAAGAAAGAAUGGUUUCUUCUCCUUGUCCGUGAGGUGUUCAACCCGGAGCAUGGUAUGUUUAUCUACGAUGAAGACUCCCAGUUCUGCUACUUCAACCCAAACUCCUUUGAAACGUCCGACCAGUACUUCCUUGUCGGCGUUGUACUUGGCUUGGCCAUUUACAAUUCUACCAUCUUGGAUGUGGCGCUGCCGCCCUUUGCUUUCCGGAAGCUUCUUGCAUCGGCCCCUAGCGCGUCGGCCGGGUCGUCUGCGCACCCUCGCCCAACCAUGAACUACACCCUGGAGGACCUCGCAGAAUACCGUCCGCGCCUGGCUGCCGGUCUUAGGCAGCUCCUGGAGUACGACGGCGACGUUGAGGAGACCUUCCAGCUCGACUUUGUUGUUGAUGUCGAGAAGUACGGGGUUGUAAUGCAAGUCCCGCUCUGCCCGGGAGGGGAGGCGAAACCAGUCACCAACGCAAACAGAGGAGAGUACGUCAGCCUGUACGUCAGAUAUCUUCUUGAGACGGCGGUCACGCGGCAAUUUGAGCCUUUCAAACGUGGCUUCUACACGGUGUGUGGCGGCAACGCUCUGUCGUUGUUCCGCCCCGAAGAGAUCGAGUUGCUCGUCCGAGGCUCCGAUACGGCACUUGACGUGGAUGCCCUCAGGGGGGUGGCCGAAUACGAUAACUGGGGGACGAGAAACCCCGAUGGCGUAGAACCGGUCGUUGGAUGGUUCUGGGAUACCUUCAAGGAGGCCUCGGCAGAUGACCAGCGAAAGCUCCUCUCCUUCAUCACCGGCACUGACAGAGUGCCGGCUAUGGGCGCUGCCCUCCUCUCCAUCAAGAUCACAUGCUUGGGUGAGGAUGAGAACAGAUACCCUAUUGCUCGAACCUGCUUCAAUAUGCUGGCAUUGCGGCGUUACGAGUCGAGGGAAAGACUGGAACAUAUGUUGUGGACCGCCGUAUACGAAAGCGAAGGCUUUGGGUUGAAGUAAGAGUAUCAUGUGCCAAUGAAUUACAGGAAGCAUCAGUAUUGGAGUUACAAAGAGACAAUGGCCCCGCCGGCCUACCUAGGAGUAUUAACAUGCGUAUAUGGUGGCCUCAGAACGUCGGGUUUUCUUGGGUGAGCAAUGGUUUAUUUUCUGGAUGUACAUGGGUGUCGAGUCCGUGGUUACUUUAUAAUGAACAAAACUUCGUUUGUCGCUAUGAGUCUUCUUUAGAAACCGGCUUCCGUGCUGGCACAGAGUCACAGCUGCGCUUCUA
This is a messenger RNA of Colletotrichum destructivum, 4404 nucleotides long. Its product is annotated as Putative ubiquitin-protein ligase E3A/B/C. Gene Ontology annotation, biological process: ubiquitin-dependent protein catabolic process; protein polyubiquitination. The coding region runs from base 582 to 4136 and encodes 1184 amino acids. The transcript has 2 exons. Gene Ontology annotation, molecular function: ubiquitin protein ligase activity. Lineage: Eukaryota; Fungi; Ascomycota; Sordariomycetes; Glomerellales; Glomerellaceae. The record is from RefSeq and is a predicted model, not a curated record.